This is a messenger RNA of Racocetra fulgida, 458 nucleotides long. Lineage: Eukaryota; Fungi; Glomeromycota; Glomeromycetes; Diversisporales; Gigasporaceae. The record is from the annotation of a GenBank genome assembly.
AUUUAAAAAAAUACACAGGUGAACUAUUAAUUUAUCAACGGACUCAAGAUAAUACACAAACAUCUAAAACUACGUGGGAACUUUUCGAAGAAACCUUUUCCACAUUAAUUGAAACUCAAAAUAUUCAUGACAGGAAAUCUAAAUUUUCGGAAGAUGAUAUCUUAUUACUAAUCCCUAUAUUAGAAAUUACAUAUAAUAGUAAACCUAUCACUUCUUUUCAAUCAAUCUCGAACGGAUUAUUUAUUUUUGAAAAAGUAUUAGUUGGAGGUGCCCUAGUUAUUAAAAACGUUUCUAAACAUUCAUAUGACUCUUUAAGCCAAUUAAAAGCACGAAUCGCAUGGGCAAUCUAUGAAUUUCGUGAUGGUCACAAGAAUUUAUUUACCGAGUCAAAAUUAGAUUCAAGAUUCCCUUAUAUUGAAGACUUGGACGGUAAUCCAUUGAAUGACAUGAAAAAAUUG